AUGGAUACGGCUUCAGCUUCAGUUCCUAAUAAUGAUAUAUUACAUAUGGUCGCUCCUUAUAAUCCUAUUCCGGAUAUGUUCAUUCCUAUCAAAUAUCGGGAUAUUAUACCGCCUGAUCCUAUCUACGAUAAUUUUGGUUCUUUUAUCAUCCCUGGCUCUAGGGAAUGGUUUACUUAUAUGUAUCAAUUAGAUUUAAAUACCCGUGAUGAACGCCUUGAAAAAGCAGAUGAUGCUAAAUUUGCUGCUAGAAUUGCUGAACUUAAUGCUGCUUCUGAGGCUACUAAACUUCAUAAUAAACAAUUACAAGAAGAAUAUUCACAAGAGAUGCAGACUCUUCGAAUACAAAAAGAUGCUAGAGUUCAAAAUUUGGCCAUAUAUCAUAACACUAGUACUAAACACGUUAAAUACCGACAACGUCAAGCGUCUGAUUUAACUGAAUGGAAUAAAACUUAUCACAUGGUCAUGACAAAUUCUCAACGCCCUACUCUUUCCAAGUACCAGAAAAAGAAAAAGAAGAAACUUUUACAAUUGAAAAUUGAUUCUUUUUUCAUCAAUUAUCCAAACGUUUCCGCUCCUUUACAAUUAAAGCAUGAUACCAAGUGUUCACCGUUUGACUACAAGGAUAAUAUACUUCCUACUGAUCCAUACACGUCUGAUGACACCAAGGAAAUUGAAACUCACCCUUUAAAAUGA
Molecule: messenger RNA, 693 nt
Organism: Rhizophagus irregularis DAOM 181602=DAOM 197198
Lineage: Eukaryota; Fungi; Glomeromycota; Glomeromycetes; Glomerales; Glomeraceae
Source: RefSeq, a predicted model, not a curated record